Messenger RNA from Ornithodoros turicata, 2070 nucleotides. RefSeq lists its product as uncharacterized. Bases 1 to 2070 code for a protein of 689 amino acids. The record is from RefSeq and is a predicted model, not a curated record. The transcript has 3 exons. Gene Ontology annotation, biological process: DNA integration. Gene Ontology annotation, molecular function: nucleic acid binding. NCBI's taxonomy places the organism in Eukaryota, Metazoa, Arthropoda, Arachnida, Ixodida, Argasidae.
AUGCGCAAGGAGGGCAUAAAGAUAGAUGAAGCGGGGGUGUUCGCUCUCACUAGGGCCAAAGCGCGAGAAUUGAAGGCGAAAACGGCGGAAAAGGAAAUUGAGGAAUCGGAGCUCGCGAACCAGGUCGGAAUUCGCGAGAAAGAGCCAAGUCAGGAAAGUAGUCAGCAGGACAUAGUCAGCCCCAAUGAGUCAGACGUUAGUCAGGUCGGUGAAUACCUGGCACCGUCGAGCGGAGCGCUAAGAAAUUUGGUGCGCAUCAAGGGUGUGGCUAGGAGUAAUGUAAAGAUCAUCAUACAGAGCGGUCUCCUCUACCGCCAUUACGAGGAUCGCAGAGGCAAGGUCGUAGACCAGUUAAUGGUGCCCGAAAGUUUGCGCGGAGAUAUCCUCAAGAUGUCUCAUGACAACUCGUGGGCAGGACACCUGGGUGUACGGAAAACAAAACAGCGUCUGUUGCAGGAAUGGUACUGGCCAGGGUGUUUCAAAGAUGUCGAGAGGUAUGUGCGGGCAUGCGACACUUGCCAGAGGGUAGGGAAUCCUAACGAGCGAUGCAAAGCCCCUCUCACGUUAGUGCCAGUCAUUUCCGAACCGUUCCAACGGUUGGUUAUAGAUGUUGUCGCACCUCUACCCGUUUCGAAAUCAGGAUCAAAAUAUAUCCUGACCAUGAUUUGCCCGGCGACUAAAUUCCCGGAAGCCGUCCCCCUAAAAGAGCAGUGUUCCGCUGAGAUCGUAGACGGCCUACUUUCCGUGUUCUCUCGGAUUGGAUUUCCCAGGGAAAUCCAGUGCGAUAAUGGGUCGGUGUUCACGAGUGCGCUAACUACCACGUUCUUGCAAAAAUGCGGAAUCAAAGUGAUUCACAGUUCCCUUUAUCACCCGCAGAGCAAUAGCGUGGAGAAGUGGCACUCGGUACUGAAACGAGUUCUGCGGGCACUAGUUCAUGAUUUCAAAACAGACUGGGAGGCAGGUCUACCAGGGGCCAUGUUUGCGUUGCGUUCGGUGCCACACGAAGCAACGGGAUUCAGCCCCGCGGAACUGGUGUACGGGCGCACACUGAGGUCCCCGAUGAGGCUGUUAAGGGAAGAAUGGGAAGACCCACGCACUGACAACACAGUAGUCGAAUACGUUUUAGACCUCCUGCAGCGGUUGCAAGAUACCAGAGAAAUAGCCGAGGCUAACAUGCGCGACUCACAAAGAAGAGCCAAGACAUAUUAUGAUCGUAAUGCGCGCCCUAGAGUGUACAAAGAGAAUGACAAAGUGCUUGUACUCCGUCCUACACGUGCGAACAAGCUUCAGGUUCACUGGGAUGGACCGUUCAAGGUGGUGCGUAAGUUGUCCGAAACAACCUACAUGGUGGAGAUAAGGGGAAAAAGGAAGGAGGUCCGCACGUAUCACACCAACCUUAUGAAGCCGUAUGUUGAUUCGACGCACAUUGUCAGUGUAGCGUUAAAUAUGCCGGAGGAGCAGCACACGGAGAUACCCGAGUGGGGCGAAAUUGGUUCAUCAAACCCGAGUAUUGAGGACAUUGUAAGAACUGUAGCAGGAGAAAGCCAUUUUAGUGAUUCCCAAAUAUGCGAUUUGAGGAAUCUUAUAGGGAAUUUUGAGGGACUGUUUUCGGACAAACCGGGGAAAACAGAUCUAAUUUGCCACGACAUAGAGCUUACAACAGCAGAGCCGGUACGUUCACGUUCCUAUCGCAUAUCACCCAGACAGGAGUCGAUUAUGAGGAAAGAGAUCCAGCGGAUGCUAGACUUGAAAAUAAUUGAAGCAGGUGAAAGCGACUACGCUUCACCUAUGAUCAUUGUCGAAGCUCCGGGCAAAGAACCUCGACCCUGCAUAGACUACCGUAAGCUAAAUGCCGUGACGUCAACGCAGGUGUACCCCAUCCCAAACCUGGAAGAACGGGUCGAAAGGCAUACUUGUCCCAUCAACCUCCACUUUUCUCAAGAGAAGCUGGCACAAUCACGAUCAAACGUCAAGGUCUACCUGGCCUCUACAAACUCUCCUCGGAAACACGACGCAGCAGAGGCAGCGCUCUCCUUACACGUCAUCCACCGAGAGGAACGGGAAGUUUGA